Gopherus evgoodei (Goodes thornscrub tortoise) is the source of this 4381-nucleotide messenger RNA. RefSeq names its product solute carrier family 37 member 1 (gene SLC37A1). Lineage: Eukaryota; Metazoa; Chordata; Testudines; Testudinidae. Bases 980 to 2605 code for a protein of 541 amino acids. Gene Ontology annotation, biological process: glucose-6-phosphate transport; phosphate ion transmembrane transport. Gene Ontology annotation, cellular component: endoplasmic reticulum membrane. The record is from RefSeq and is a predicted model, not a curated record. The transcript has 22 exons. Gene Ontology annotation, molecular function: glucose 6-phosphate:phosphate antiporter activity.
GCUUUCAGAUUCUACUGCAAGCAGCACAAUGUUGCUGCAACUGUGUAUCGAACACGGCGGGGAAACGUUUUUUCUUUUCCACUGAACUUGAGGGUUUUCAUCUACAGUGCAUUUCAGAUAGGACGGUGGUUACAAAACCUAAAAUGUGUGCCAUAACCAGUGACCUGACAGUUUUGCCUUUUAACCAGAAAUUAUUUGCAAAAAUGGAAACAAAGCGGUUUUGGAAUUAAACGUCUACGGUUCUGCAGCGCGCUGCAUAUGUGAGUGACUAACCCUACCGAGUCUGAAGCGCUGCUGAGUGAUGCACGGGACAGGUUAACUAUAUAACGGGAGGGAGCUGUGUCUCCCACUCUUCUCUGUGCAGUGAGCACAUUGUGCAGCUUGCUUCUUCCUGCAUUGUAUGUGGCGCUGCUUCCUUAUCAGAGGGGCGAGGUGGGGGGAGGCGCGCGCGCCCGGCAAACAGGUUCUUCUAUAGCACACCGAAAGCUGGGACCUGCUUAGCGUGAAUGAAACAAGAGGGAGCCACGCCUGCAGCUCAGCUAACCAGGAAGUAUCCAAGCAGCAAGGAAACACCGGCCGAUGCUACGCCGAGGCAGUGCACUGAAAGAGCCCUCGCUGAUCUCCAGGCGCGAUUUUCUGCCUUUUGAAGAUACACAGUUUGCGUGGAAGAAGUUGUACACAAGAUGAUCCCAGUCCGGCACACUCUUGCAUGAGUAUUUCCACUGGCUUCAGUGAGACUAGACUAUUCGCACGGGUACCUUUUGUGUUGAGUGAAGGGUUGGCCAUUCAAAGUGACAGAAAAUAUCAAAGAAGAGACCUAAAAUGAGAUCUGCUUAGUGUGACGUCUCUUCAGAACAGUUCCACAAAGUGCAAUUACACGACAUUCCGAGCAUCUUUGAUAAAAAGCCUGACCCUAGGACAGUCCUUUUCCAAACAUAGCAUUUUGUCACCUAAAAUCCAGAUCCUGGCAGUGAAGUAAAUGGCUCAACUUCCCCCUGGAGUUCGCUUCAUCGUUUUAUUUACAAGAGAUCAGUGGUGCAGGGCCUUCAUUUUUGUUCUUACCUUUUUGUUAUAUGCUAGUUUCCACUUGUCAAGGAAACCUAUUAGUAUAGUUAAGGGAGAACUACAUAAGCACUGUGCUCCUCCAAAUGAAGUUGAACUCAGCUCCUACAAAGAAUAUGCCAUCCAGAUUCAGCCUGUUAAAAAGUUAUCUAAUGAGUCUCAGUGUGGUUGGGAGCCAUUUGACAAGAACAAUUACAAACAAUUACUGGGAGCCCUGGAUUACUCAUUUCUGUGUGCUUAUGCAGUUGGAAUGUAUUUGAGUGGUAUAAUAGGAGAGCGAUUGCCUAUUCGGUAUUAUCUAACAGUUGGAAUGCUUGCCAGUGGACUCUUCACUGCAAUGUUUGGGUUGGGCUAUUUCUAUAAUAUACAUAACCUGUGGUUCUACAUGAUAGCUCAGAUAGCUAAUGGAUUGGUGCAAACCACUGGCUGGCCCAGUGUUGUUACCUGCAUUGGCAACUGGUUUGGAAAAGGAAGGAGAGGUUUGAUCAUGGGAAUCUGGAAUUCUCACACUUCCGUAGGGAAUAUUUUAGGAUCCUUAAUUGCUGGUUACUGGGUAUCUACCUGCUGGGGUCUGUCUUUUGUGGUUCCUGGUGUUAUAAUUGCUUGCCUGGGGAUCGUUUGUUUUCUAUUUCUCAUUGAACAGCCUAAAGAUUUCAGUUGCGCUUGCAAACCAUCCAGUAGCUCAAAGUCCUACAUGAAUGGUACAAAUAAAUUUGGAGUCCAUAAGCCAACCUUAAAUCUUAAAGAAACUGACAAACUUCAGGAUCCAGCGAUGCAGUGUUUGCUUCCUGACAGAGAGAACUGCAUGGUGCUGCUGAACCAUAACAUGGCAGUCAAUGGGGAAGGUGGAACUAGAAUGUCAGCUAUAAGCUUCAUAGGUGCUUUGCGAAUACCUGGAGUCAUAGAAUUCUCUCUCUGUUUGUUGUUUGCUAAACUAGUCAGUUAUACUUUCCUUUUCUGGCUUCCACUCUAUAUCACAAACGUAGAACAUCUUGAUGCGAAAAGAGCUGGGGAUCUUUCCACAUUGUUCGAUGUGGGUGGAAUCUUUGGUGGCAUUUUGGCGGGCAUGAUAUCAGAUAGAUUGGAAAAAAGGGCUUCCACCUGUGGAAUGAUGUUACUACUAGCAGCACCUGCUCUAUACAUGUUCUCUGCAAUCAGUAAAAUGGGCCUAGAAGCUACCGUAGUUAUGCUGCUUAUCAGUGGAGCCCUGGUGAAUGGCCCUUAUGCGCUGAUCACAACUGCGGUCUCUGCUGACUUGGGUACUCAUAAAAGUCUGAAAGGAAAUGCAAGAGCCUUGUCCACAGUUACGGCUAUCAUCGAUGGAACAGGUUCUGUAGGUGCUGCUCUAGGGCCUCUGUUAGCUGGUCUCAUCUCUCCAUCUGGUUGGAACAAUGUAUUUUACAUGCUAAUGAUGGCAGAUGCAUGUGCCUUACUAUCCUGGGCUCCCUCUGCUGGUCUCAUCAGAGUCUUGCUGUUCUUACUCCGUCUUAUACGAAAAGAACUCCAGUGUAAGAUGGACCAGACCUUGUUUAAAGAACACUGAACUAUGAUAUCUCAGACAUGUGUGAUCAAAACUACGCCCUCAAAAGACUGUGGAAUAAAUUAUUCCGUAUUUUGAGAUUUGUCUUGUGGAGCAUUUUGCACAUUUACCAGGAGAGGAUUGAGAAAUUCAGCUGGUGAAAUCCUGAUGAAGUUUUUUUGUUUUUGUUUUGUUUCCUGUUUGCACAUACAUCCAUCUCUCAGGAUGGUGACUGUUUAUCACAUGAAGAGACAGAAGCUUUGGGAAGCUGCUAGCUGUAUGCCUUAACUGAGCCAAAAAAGAAAUACCAAGUGCCUUCUGAUUCAUUUUGAUAGGAUAUUUUAAGUAAACCUUAAACUGCUUAUUUUUAACAAAAUGCAAGGAGAUUUGAGAGUAGAGCACAAAGAAGAAAAUGAACUCUCUUCAGAUGCUUCAGCAGUGGAAUGUGCCAGUGGUAUUAGCAAAGCAUUUGUGAGCCAAGUUUCCUUUUAAGAACAAAAGAGUGGCCAUACUGGGUCAGACCAAAGGUCGGUCUAGCCCAGUAUCCUGUCUGCCGACAGUGGCUGAUUCCAGGGUUCCCAGAGAAAAUGAAUAGAACAGGUAAUCAUCAAAUGAUCCAUCCCUUGUCUCCCAUUUAUGCCACCUCUUAAAAGAUAAGGUCAUCACACACUAUGUGAAAGUACCAGCUGUCUCAGAUUCACUGCUAUUCAAUAUCUUGAAACAGUUUAAACAGUAAGAAAAUAGUCCGACCAUAUUAUCAGACUUCAACUACAGCACUAACUUAUCCUACACUGUAAAAUCUCAAGACCAGCAUUCUGCUCUUUUAUGUAUAAUAUAUUGGAACUUGUACAUAAGUAGUUACAAUUUGCUGUUAAACAAAACAAAAAAAAAAAAGUAGCCUCCACUAGCCCCCUGGAUGGGGAUUUUUGCUCAUUUGAGGUUGUCAGAAAAGGAGACUCAAACAACAAAGAGGCUUCUUAUGGUGUCGCAUUUCCUCUAAGGAGUUCUAAUGAUUUUUAGGGCACUAUACACUGGUUGUACAAACUUCAUAGAAUUGUUUUAUUGUUAAUGCUAUAGGUUCCUUUGGAGCUGCAGGUUAUUUUUAAUUUGGAGGGCAAAGGCAUUGUCUCAUCUGUGACUGAAGCUUUAGCACUAGCUGCUUUUUUUUGUUGUUGGGUUAACAAAAAAUUGGCUGGUUUAAACCCUGAUCCUGAAAUGGUGUUGAGUUCAGGCACCCAAUUGACUUCAGUGGGGCUGGAUGCAGCUGCAGGGAGUCUGUCCACUCAGAGCUCAUUGCAGGAUCAAGAUCUUAAUCAUAGCACCAAAAAUCUGUCAAAAAGACUAAUAUUGCAGUCCAAGUUUAGAGCCACGGUACAUGGUUUCAAAAAAAUAAAUAACCUGGUGCACAUACUGGACAUAAAGUCUCGAGAGUAAAUUCAGAGGUUUAUAUUAUCCUGUAAGUGCAAGUAUUAGUGUUUUCAUAAUACACUGUUUCUUCUUGAUCUGACAGUUUUUAAUCUCCUUCCAAUAGAAGACAAGCUUCUGGUGAAUAUUUGUAAGAUGUACAAUAGUAUUAAAGAGAAUAUCUAUAAAAGAGAUGUUUGUUGACUAUAAAGGUUAAAUAGACUUACACACAACAAUAUACAGUUUAUUUAUUAAACCUCUGCAUAACUGUUCUGAAUUUUGCUUUUUUAACUUGUUUACAAAACACUGUGGUACUGUACAUACCUCACUUGCUUAACAAAAUAACCUUUUUUAAACUAACCCUUCAGAAAAAAGAAAUUUCUUCUUUCUCAUCAA